Molecule: messenger RNA, 2073 nt
Organism: Oncorhynchus nerka (sockeye salmon)
Lineage: Eukaryota; Metazoa; Chordata; Actinopteri; Salmoniformes; Salmonidae
Product: tetraspanin-7-like
Exons: 8
Coding region: 366-989 (207 amino acids)
Cellular component (GO): plasma membrane
Source: RefSeq, a predicted model, not a curated record
ACGGUAGGUGGGGGCGGGAGGUCCUGUAUAAACACAAACUCACUUCCUUGACAACUUCCUUCACAACAGCUCUGUGCUGCUCCGUGAAGUGUGAAUGCCCUGACUUCUGCAGAGGCCGUAUCACCAUAAAUGCUGCAAUGCCAAUGAAGACUUCGGAUUGACCAUGUAGCACCUUUUAGCAAACCGUUCUUUGUGUGUGGUAUUUUGGGAAACGUAUGUUACAUCUUCGGCAGUUGUAGGAAAGAUGCAUCGUUAAAACACUCGGAACCUUAAGUUCAAUCAGUAUCGGGAAACCGGGCCCAGCACUGCACCUCAUUCAGAUCACAGGAGCGAUCCUCUUGGCAGUGGGAGUAUGGGGGAAGUUUAUGAUCGGCCCGUAUAUCUCUCUGAUAGCUGAGAACACCACCAACGCUCCGUACGUCCUCAUCGGCACUGGGACUGUCAUCAUCGUCUUUGGCCUGUUCGGAUGCUUCGCCACCUGCAGGGGGAGCCCAUGGAUGCUCAAACUGUAUGUAAUGUUCUUGUCCCUGGUGUUCCUAGCUGAGUUGGUGGCUGGGAUCUCUGGCUUUGUUUUUCGUCAUGAGAUAAAAGGUACCUUCCUGAGGACAUAUACUGACGCCGUGUUGAAUUAUGAUGCUGAGGAUGAGAAGAGCCUGGCUGUGGACAACGUCCAAAGCAGCCUGCGUUGCUGUGGGGUGAACAACUACACCAGCUGGUUGGGCAGUGUGUACUACCCUGCUAACGGUUUUCCCCUGAGCUGCUGCUCCAACUCCUCUGACUGCAGCCCUCAGGACCUCCGCAACACCACCAUAAACCACACCAAGGUCUACCAGCAGGGCUGUUAUGAACUGGUAACCUCCUUCCUUGAGACCAACAUGGCCAUCAUCGCGGGAGUAACAUUUGGAAUUGCCUUCUCACAGUUGAUUGGCAUGUUGCUGGCCUGCUGUCUGUCCAGGAUCAUUACUGCUAAUCAGUAUGAGAUGGUGUAGCAGGGAGAGCAGGGAGAUGAAGAGGAGAGGGCGAACAGCACCUUGGUAGACUGGGACAGAAGAUCCCCACAACACUAGCACACUGCAUAACUAAAACUCUUACCCUCCCCAAUGCAACACUGACCUUGGUUAAGCAUCUAUGGGCAACUUAAUCCUGCUCCAUAUUACAAGUUUAGUCAUCUCUAACACUUUGGGUAGAAGUUGUCCUUAGGGACAUAUCUAGGAACAGGUCACACGAAGCCUUGAUGCUAAACUUAACUAUUAGGGUGACGAAUGGAUAUCUGACCCUGCAUCAGUGCUAAGCGCCAACAUCAUCCUGCCCCUUAGCAGUCUUUGCCUCACUGUCCGCUCACAGCACCCCCUUGUGGUCUGGCAUGCUCCAUACAGGGCCUAGCAUUUAAAAAGCAAUGCACAGAUUUGUAUGAAAUGAUUCAACCAUAUUUAAAGAUAAAACAGUAGCCAGCAUACACUGUAUUUUCAUCAUGUUUUGGAUCACCGCUGUAAAUACCCAAGCUACACACAUAUAGAGAAGAUAUGUUGAUAUAACAUUGAGAGAGCAUUUAGAGCUAACUUUUAGCCUUUCAUUUGCAUUCCUGCUAUUUCGCUGCUUCAUGGAUGAUAUCUCAGACUUUUGUGGCCAUAUCUAUGAUGUUAGCUUACAAUGAACUAACUGUGUAAUCAAUUUGGUCUCUGGAUGUGUAGAUGUCUUAAUCAUUUAUUAUUUAUUAUUAUAACAAUUCAUGAAGUGUGUGUCAAGUUUGGUUCGGAACACUGAGCUGUUCCGAUUUAAUAUAUGUGAGCGUAGGUUCUUUUAAUAUAUAUGAGCCUCGAAUUUUGACGGACAAAUAUAUUCUUUAAUGAUUUGAUGGAUGUUAUGUGUUUUUGUGGCACACGUUGAGAUGUAUAGGCUUAUGUUUAUUUCAUGUUGUUUUAAUAGUAUGUCUGCCUUUCUGUCUGCACACUUACGAGUGUGAGUGAGAAAGAGUUAAGGUGGUUACAAGUGGGUAGAGUCGUCUACUGGAAUUGGGUGGGAAUAGGGUGAGAAUAGGUUGGGAAUAGGAUGGGAAUAGGGUGGGAAUUGGAU